Molecule: messenger RNA, 4135 nt
Organism: Paramuricea clavata
Lineage: Eukaryota; Metazoa; Cnidaria; Anthozoa; Malacalcyonacea; Plexauridae
Source: the annotation of a GenBank genome assembly
GUUUUUCUGCUGAUCAGUUUGCGUUUGACGAUCCAACACUUGGCAAUAAAGUGACGUUGGUUUCUGCGCGAGGCGUCGUUAUUCCAUGUAGUGUCGUUGAGACCGACACAUCACCAACACGGAUCUCAUGUGAAACUGGGUGAGUUGAAUAAACUAAUUGUGGAAGGGUUUUAUAUAGAUGGAAAUUUCCAGUGUGAAUUUUAUACAUUUAUUAGACCUAACCAGGAGCAGUUGUGAAAAAUGCAACUAUAGGCCCUCUGGCGGGAAUCGAACCUGCGACCCCACGAUUCCGGUGCAGCGGUCUAACCAACUGAGCUACAGAGAGACAGUUGUCGAGCUCUAACCAACUGAGCUACAGAGAGACAGCUGUCGAGCUCUAACCAACUGAGCUACAGAGAGACAGUUGUCGAGCUCUAACCAACUGAGCUACAGAGAGACAGUUGUCGAGCUCUAACCAGCUGAGCUACAGAGAGACAGUUGUCGAGCUCUAACCAACUGAGCUACAGAGAGACAGUUGUCGAGCUCUAACCAACUGAGCUACAGAGAGACAGCUGUCGAGCUCUAACCAACUGAGCUACAGAGAGACAGUUGUCGAGCUCUAACCAACUGAGCUACAGAGAGACAGUUGUAGAGCUCUAACCAACUGAGCUACAGAGAGACAGUUGUCGAGCUCUAACCAACUGAGCUACAGAGGCCAGUUGUCGAGCUCUAACCACAAGUUCAUGUUGACUAAGGAGCAAAAAAUUCAAUAUGUAUAAAAUUAAUUAAAGAUAUAAAAUUCACACUCGCAAUUUUCAUCUACUCGUCUACAAAUGAGUUAUACCGAGUGUGGAUGCCAAAUAUCCUGAUGUACUAUUGAAAACACGAACAUGAGUGCUUUAUCAGAUAUAAAACAUAAAGCAUGGACCGCGAAUGUUUUAAAUGGCUUAAAAAACGACUCAUCUGAUGAGUUCAUUGGCGAAGUAAUUUUAAAACCAAACGUUGUCUAAGCCGAGAAAAUCCAUACAUGUCCAAUACUAACGCAAAUGUCCAAUGGACAUAUGAAAUGUCCAUUGGACAUACGACUGUCCAUUGGAUCCAAUGGACAACUCAAAUGUGCAUCUCCAAUGGACAUAUCGAAUGUCCAUUGGAUAUUUGAGUGGAUAUUUGAGUGUCAAUUGGAUCCAAUGGACUAAACCGGACUUGGGGCUGGGCAUCGUGGAUAUAUUGAAUGAGUAUAAUGUCCAAUGGUCCAUUGGAUCCAAUGGACAUUUGAAAUGUCCAAUGGACAUAUGAAAUGUAUCAAAGCUAAAGUUUAUGUAAUGAACAUGAUUUUUUAUCACAUAUCAGAUGAUCUUGAUACGCGGAAAAGUACUGGCACUAGUUGUCAAAUAGAAAUCCAUUUUAUGAUUAAAACAACUGAAUAUCUCCUGUAAUAUACUUUAUUUCGAUUCCUUAUUUUUGUCAGAGCUAUAGUUCUCAUAACCAAACAUAAUUACAAAAUUUCAACUAGUUUCAUAAAAAAUAACGAAAGAUAUAAUUGACUGAAUACAUCAAAAUGGAUUUCUAUUCGGACAACCCUUUCUGAGCGCUGAUUGGCUAAAAUACGAACACGAGAUCACCUGGUAUAAAACCACCGACACGGCAGUGAUUUCUUUUGCAUUUUCCUCAUGAAUUAUUAUAAGACGUUUUGGAAAUUUAUAUAAACAACAUUACUGUGAAUUAUAGAAUACUAGGAUUUAUUUCUUAUUCUCCUUUUCAAGUGUCCCACCAAAAGGUUACGAAGGCGACGUAUACUUUCUCAACAUCAAAGUGAACGAUCAACCUCUCGGAGGGGGAAGUUCAAACACAUAUUGUGGGGGAUCGUGUAAAUUCUAUGUAAGUGAGUGAAUAUGGAGUUUCCGAGUAUUGUGGGAAAGGUGUAGGUGUAUAAAAAUGAGAUGUGAGGGGGUGGAAAACACCUUAGGAGGAGGUUAGAAGAAGAACGCUUGUGAGAAAUAGGGGAGAGAGGAAUUGGGGAGGGGUGGGACACACCUUAAGAAAAGGGGUAGAGAUAGAUGUAAAAACAUAAUCCAUUGACCCCAACUUCUAUGACUGAUUGACUAGGAACCACUAGGUGUAACUCUUCAUGCAGCCUUAAGUAGCCAUUGGCAAAAGAUGCUCAACAAACAAUCUUUCAUUUUUUAGUUCAAUAAAUGGAGGACUCCGACGAUCACUCAAAUGAACUUCCAAGCAGGUCUACCAGGUAAUAACUAAUAAGCCAUCUAUACACGUUGUUACAAACCUGCAGCAGACUUGUACUAAUGCUGUUCCAACAACUUGUCAACAGGAUGUGUUCGCACUGCUUGUUCCCAGCUUGUUGACAAGUUCUUAACGGCUUGAUGACAACUUGCUGCAAGGUUGUUGAACUCAACAGAUUUGUUAUAAGUUGUUCCAACAACGUGUUAUCGUCCUGUAUUUCAACAACUUCUCAACAAGUUGUGAGUGACAACCUUGUGGCAACUUGAUAAAAUAUCAGCAUUGCUACAACUUAUUGACAAGCUUGCUACAAGCCUGUUGCGAACACAUCUUGUUGACAAGUUGUGAGAUUUUUACAUGCACUAAUGACUACGUGAUUAUAUAAUGACAUUUCUGAUGACUACCAUCUGUUGCCCCCUAAUGCUUACUGAAAACCUCCAAAUUAAUAUAACAUUCCCUCCGCCUCAUUCUUCAGAUAUCGUAAUAAAGAUAACAGGCAGAGUUAUGACCGCCCAGGUUGGUCGACUCUCAGAUGGCAAUGGUGACAACUUCAACCCAGACGGGAAAGAAAUUAUACGGUAUAAAGUUUGAAUAUUCUGUGUUUUAUAUGCACGCUACCUAGGGUAAGAUCAUAGGAAGUAUGAGAAUAUGUAUCUAUAGAUAAAUUUCAUGAAUUUCCUGACUGUUUGGUAAAAAUUGAAUUUCCUGUAAAUUUGGUAAAUUUUGAAAAUACAGUAAUAAUCUUGUGGCGAUUGUUUUCUCUGUGAUUCUGCUCAAUAGUGCAAUGAAUUAAUAUGUUGACUGUCCUUUGUUUGUGACUGUCUAUUUGCCAAGCGUUGCUUGAGAUUUGUGUGCUUGAUUCAUCUAGCCCUUAUGGUUAUUUUAGGCAGAUAGUACCCACAUGAUUAUGGAAAAAUGAAAAAUUUCUGUUCUAAAUCGUGGGUUUAAAUACAUGACUUGCUUGCCUCCAUGUGCUCUCUCGCUAGUUUUCUGAUCAAAUUUUGUUUUAGUUAAUGUUCAGUGUUUUGGAUGUAUUUCAGGGUGUACAUUGGUGGCGCGAACUGUAAUACCAAUAACAAGGAAACAGAGGAACCGUAGGUUUCGUUUAGAGGCUAUUGGUAAAUUUUAACCCAUUGCCAAGUCUUUAAAUUUAUACAGUUAUCUCAUCUUCUUUAGAUACGGGACGUGGGUGGAUGAGUCGAAUGCCAAUGGAUAUUUAAUAUGUCGAUCAGAAUUGACAGUAUCAGGAUCUUAUUUAGUAUCUUAUCUUGUGUCUGGUGAAGCUGGUCGUUCUAAACCAAUUGAUGAGGUCACUUAUGUAGAUGCGAGUGAAACUGUUUACCAGUAUCAAGCUCAUGCAGGUAAAAUAUGCAUACCAGACCAUUCUACAUACCAUACCAUAUCAUACCAUACCAUACCAUGCAAUACCAUACCAUACAGUACACCAUAUCGAUCAUAACAUAACACCAUACCAUGCCAUACCAUAACAUAACAUACAAUAGACCAUACACCAUAUCAUAACAUAUCAUACCAUACCAUACCAUACCAUAACAUACCAUACGAUAGACCAUACAGUACACCAUAUCAUACUAUGCCAUAACAUAACAUAACAUAACAUAACAUAACAUAACACAGACCAUACAACACCAUACCAUACUAUGCCAUACCAUACCAUGUCAUACCAUAGACCAUACAGUACACCAUACCAUACCAUACCAUACCAUGCCAUACAAUGCACAACAUGCCAUGUUGUAUGGGAUAUAUGCUGUACAUAGUUUGCGAAACGUAUUGUGAUUUCAAUGUUUAGAUGUUACAUCGAUAUCUCCGAAAUCAGGCAGUGUUGGUGGGGGCACCGUUUUAACCAUCACAGGACGAUUCUUUGUGAUGGAAAAAGAACUUGUCAAAGUUACAGUUGGAG